AUGAAUUUCUCUGGGCAGACUAUCUUUAUUGGUGGUGGCUCGAAAGGGCUGGGCUAUGAGCUCGCUGUACUGCUGAUCAAAGCACAUGCCGCGCAUAUAGUCCUCUUUGCGCGGAACCAGGAACAACUCGACAUCGCAAGAACCUCCCUCGAGAAGUUGGCACAGAAGAAUCAGUUGGUUCAGACACGAUCUGCCGACCUUUCUGAUCCAGCACAGAUCGAUGAUGCCUUUGGCGCCUUUCCAAUCCCAGAUUAUCUAUUCUGUGUCGUAGGCGGUGCGACAGUCGAGUUAGGCUACCUGAUCGACAAAGACCCUGAGCAUAUCCGAUCAUGCAUGAAUACGAAUUACUUCACGGCCGUUUUCAUGGCUCAGGCCAUGCUACGGAUCUGGGUCAAUGCGCCGCCGUCUCCCCAAGGAGGCCCUAAUGGCAAGCCCCGAACCCGACAUCUAGCAUUCACCUGCAGUGUCACGGCCUUUGUUGGGGUCCCGGGAUAUAUUGCCUACACACCCACGAAAUGCGCCGUCCGCGCCGUAGCAGACACCCUCCGACAAGAGGUCCUCCGCUACAACACCGCCGCCGUUAACUACAAAGUUCACUGCGCUUUCCCAGCGAACUUCGUGACCCCUUCCUUCAUCGAAGAACAGAAAUACAAGCCCGAGCUUACCAAGCGUAUAGAAGGUACGGAUAAACCUGUUCAUGAUUUGAUAGAGAAGACGCCUUCGCCUACUGAAGUGGCGCGACGGAUCUUGGACGGCGUGCAUAGAGACGAGUAUGCUAUCUGGUAUGAUUUUGAAAGUUCAUUCCUUCUGAGUAACAUGCUUGGCCCAACGCCAAAGAGGGGCUUUGGCAUUGUGGACUCGUUGCUUAUGGUUUUGGCGUGGAUUGUUUGGCCAUUCGUGCGGAGACAGCAUGAUGAAUUGUGUCGGAAGGAUGGUAUAGCCGGUUGA
Molecule: messenger RNA, 948 nt
Organism: Aspergillus clavatus NRRL 1
Lineage: Eukaryota; Fungi; Ascomycota; Eurotiomycetes; Eurotiales; Aspergillaceae
Product: putative short chain dehydrogenase/reductase family oxidoreductase
Exons: 4
Coding region: 1-948 (315 amino acids)
Biological process (GO): sphingolipid biosynthetic process
Cellular component (GO): endoplasmic reticulum membrane
Molecular function (GO): 3-dehydrosphinganine reductase activity
Source: RefSeq, a predicted model, not a curated record